ACUAUCGUCUCUUGGAUGUUAAAACCUGUUUGGAUCUCUGAUCUGGGGCGAGAAACAGCUGGCCUGGCCGUGGGGGCAUGGAGAACCGUGCACAGGGCAUCUGGAAGAUGCCAAAGAGUAUCAGAAAGGCUGGGCUGGGCUGAGUCCGCCUUUUGGCCAGGGCCAAGCCAGAGGCUGCAAGUGAAUAGCUCUAUAGGAGACGAUCACGUGGCAGGGCGGGAGCCAGUCCGCUUUCUCCAAGGGUACCCUCAGCCUCAGCUCUGCCAGACGACCAGCAGUCUCGCUGCCCAGAGUCCGGGAGGCGCACGGGACUCCUGGGCCAACCUCACCAAGCUGCGGGGACCUGUGAGAAAGAAACCAUCACACGGGACAAGAGCUGAGUUAGCCACCACCUCCUACUCCGCACCUCCAUUCUUUAGUUGCUGGAACAGCAACAGCAGCAGUGACAGUGGCAGCAGCAACAGCAGCGAAGGUAGCUGUGAAGGCAGCAGCGGCGGCGGAGUGGACAGCGAAAAUCGCAGCCAUACAAGCAGAAGCAACAGCAUGGAUCUUUCAUUUAUGGCAGCGCAGAUUCCUGUUAUGGGAGGAGCUUUUAUGGAUUCACCAAAUGAAGACUUCAGUACUGAAUACUCCUUGUUCAAUUCAUCGGCCAAUGUCCACACAGCCACUUCAGGACCAAACCAACUGGAAGAGCCACCUCGUUCUUCCAAUGAUGCCAUCUUAUUAUGGAUUGCCAUAAUAGCCACCAUUGGGAACAUUGUGGUGGUGGGUGUUGUCUAUGCCUUCACCUUCUGAGCAAAACAAAUUAAGCAUCUGGUGAGCAUGAGUCCUGACCCUGCUAAAUGGAAAGAGUGCCAGUUGUCAUAUGUGUAGCAUAAUCCUGCUGGCAUGGACAGCCAGUAAUUAUGUGUGAUUCUUGACCUUAUUCUCAUAGAUAGAAUUAGGCCAUGCUGUGCCAAGAUAUUGAUUGUCUCAUCUUUUAGUUCUUACCAAGAUCUGGAAAUGAAAGUCAACAAAUAAGACCAGGUUCCAGUUUUUUUACAUAAUCCUUUCAAAGCCUGAUGAUAGAAAAUCAGGAGACUAAAAUGAGUAUUAUUUGGUUUGGACAGACAACUGCUAUGCCUUCUAGAAUCUCAAGGUUCAUUUGGAAAACUAGGGAAAGCUAAUUAACUUUUAUUUUUUCCUACUUUUCCCCCUUUCCAGCUGGAUUUUUUAUUCUUUUUAAUGGAUGGAGAAGAGAAGGUACUUAAAAAAUGAGAUCUGCUAACCAAGAAAACUAAAGCUAUACAAUAUUCACAUGCUAAUAUUUUUAUGAUAGAAAUAAUCUCCCUCUGAAAUUUAGAGAUUGUUGUACCCACAUACUACAUUAGAUUUGACGUGGUCCAGACUCUUCAUUUUCCAGAUUAGAAAAGUGAAGCUCAUAUAGGUAUUGCCUGUGCUCUCAUAGCUAAUCAGCAGUCAGAGAAAGCACCCAGGUUUCCUGGUUCCUCAGCCAUUGGUCUUUCUAUUCUCUAGUUUCUUUUUUAGGAAAAGAGAAACUAUCAUUGAUGAGCUGAUUUAAAGAUAUAAUAGAACAGACAGCCCCACUGGUUACAUUUCAGAGUUUAAAAUGAUCAUAAUAUGAUUUGAUAUAUUUUGAAUAUACUUUUGCACAUCAUUUUAUUCCCAUCUUCCCUUUGCAAUCAUGCUUGAUAAGGACACUCCUGAAUAAAAGAGCAGGUUAAAAAUUGUUGAGGGAAGAAUUUCUCUGAUUCAUAUUUAAAUGAAUGAGUCCUUUUCCUUGCAAAGAAAUGUUGCUGCCCCAACAGCCUUAUUAUGGGAAAUGAAGAAUGAAAGGGGAGGUGAAUCUCUUUCCAGGAAUUUAAGAGUUCUUUCUCUUCUAGGGAGGGGCUACAAUAUGUCUAAAAGGUGUGGGUAUAUUACCUUUAGGGCUGGUAAUUAUUGUUACAGAAAGUUUAAAUUUUCCCAGUCCAUCAUCUAGGGGAAUGAAUGAUUUUUAAGAAAAAAGAACAGGCUAAUUUUCUGAAUGACACCAUUAAGAGAUUGCUGCUGAGAAACUAUGGCAACAGAAUUAUCAGUCUGACUUCUGACUGUAUCUGCAGAUUUAACUCCAAAAGGAAAUUGGCUAUAUCUCUUUCUAACAGUUGGACAUUCAGGACUGUGAACGUUCAAAUGGACAUGUCUGAAACAUGACUCAUAUUGUAUGAAGAAAGAAGAUUCGGUAGGCCAGUUGGGACACCAGCUUUAUACAGCUAUGGCUGUGCAACAUUCUCUGGAUUUAUGAGUUGACAAUAUUUUCUUAUUUUUUUAAAGAUUAUUUUGGGACUAUCCACUUCUAUAGUGGAAGACUUUCCUGACUACUGAAGCCUUUUUUCAGAGAUUAUUUAACUGAUUAGAUAUUAAAUAUCUCCUAUAUAUUAGGCACUGUACUAGAUACUUUGAAUGCAAAGACAAAAAAAUAUAUACCAUUUUUAAAAAACCUUGAAAUCUGCAGCCCCAGAGAGAUGGUACAAAUUGCUAAUGCCUUGGUGAAACAGUGUCUUAUGUGAAACCUCUAUGGAAUCUGUAAAUGUUUGUCAUUAGCUUGAUUUCCCAUCCCUAAGAUCAUAGAAUCUUAGAGCUGGAAAGAGUUGGAGAGCCUAUCUAAUUCAACUCCCAUCCAAGACAUGAAUCUCAUUUACAUAAUCAUUUACAUAAAUUACAAGUGAUUUUCUAGUGAGCAGGCAGAACAAUCUGCUAUAAUUCCAUCAGGCCUGAAGGUCUCUUGCAGUGCAAACUGGGUGGGAGAAAGGGGAAUUAGGUAAGGAAGAAGAAAAAAGAGAGAAGGAAGCAAUAUGUAACUUACAAACUUUGAAAAAUAACUUGACAAUUAAACAACAUUCCCUUAAUUAUGGUUUUCUAUUUUCUUAGUCUCUUCUAGGUAUUGAGGAUCCCUAGGAUUUGGGGAACAGAUAUCAAUGAAAUUUAAUUCCAUAUUUAUGUUCCUACUAUUUUCAAAUUCAUAUUUAACUCCUUUUAAUUCCUCAAGUAGAUAGAAAAAAUAAACAUGGUAGUUGUAUAAUACAAUAGUAAUAAUUAUA
Messenger RNA from Sarcophilus harrisii (Tasmanian devil), 3080 nucleotides. RefSeq names its product chromosome 2 C14orf132 homolog (gene C2H14orf132). The transcript has 2 exons. The coding region runs from base 16 to 795 and encodes 259 amino acids. The record is from RefSeq and is a predicted model, not a curated record. NCBI's taxonomy places the organism in Eukaryota, Metazoa, Chordata, Mammalia, Dasyuromorphia, Dasyuridae.